AUGACGGAGAGCACAGCGAUCUCGAUCUGGAAGACUGGGGCCCCAACACAAUUAUAUAAAAUGACGGGAGGCUACAUCGAGUUGCCCGUGCGCCGAAUUCAAAAGAGCCCCCCAAAGGAUGAAGAGCCUGCGCAGGAUGAGGUGGAGGCAGGCGAAGAUCAGGGCGAGGCUGAGGCGGCAGAAGAGCAGGUCGAGGGAGUAGAAGAGCAGGUGGAGGCAGCAGAAGAGCUAGAGGUGGAGGCGGAGGCGGAUGAGCCGAUUGAGGACGAGCUGGCUGCGGAGCUACACGCAAUUCUAUCAGAGGACGAGAAUGAGGAGAUUAACGAGUACGCAGCCAUGCCGCCGACUCCGAAGCAGGCGGUCCCAACUCCGAAGCAGGCGACUCCGAAGCAGGCCACUCCCAAGCAGGCGAAGCAGGCGACUCCGAAGCAGGCGACUCCGAAGCAGGCCACUCCCAAGCAGGCGAAGCAGGCCACUCCCCAGCAGGCCACUCCAGCGACUGCGAAGGCGACUGCAGCGCCUCACACGCAGGCCACUCCCAAGCAGGCGAAGCAGGCCACUCCCCAGCAGGCCACUCCAGCGACUGCCAAGAAGGCGACUGCACCGCCUCCCAAGCAGUCAACUCCGACUCCAGCGAUGCCGCAGGCGACAAAGCUGCCUUCGAGCUCGAGCGCGUCGUCGAGCAGCGCUGUUGCCAUCGACAAGUUCCCUUUCUACAAGAGUUUGCUUGGCGGGCGCGCCGAAGAGAAGUGCGGAAAGCUGGACAAACAGAUGAAGAAGGCGAAGAAGAAGGCAGCCACGGCCCCGCCCGUAGACGACAACAGCUUCGCCUCGGACAGCAGCAGCACCAGUAGCGACGAGGACGAUGCCAUGGAGCCCGAGGAAAAGAGGAAGCCGCAGGCGAGGAAGCCGCAGACGAGGAAGCCGCAGGCGAGGAAGCCGCAGGCGAGGAAGCCGCAGGCGAGGAAGCCGCAGGCGAGGAAGCCGCAGGCGAGGAAGCCGCAGGCGAGGAAGCCGCAGGCGCAGGCGAGGAAGCCGCAGGCGCAGGCGAGGAAGCCGCAGCAGGCGACGAAGUCGCAGCAGGCCAACUCCUGGCCAGGCGGGUGCAAGCCUGGCAAAUUGAUGGCGAACUUCGAGCUCCGCGGCGAGGCCUGGCGCGCGUCGCAGCGCCACCGCCACACUGAGGGCUGCAGCGGCCUCGUGGUGCAGAAGCUUGGCGGCGACAACAUCAAGAACCAGAUCACGCAGCUGCGCGACAACAUGUGGACGGAUGACUGCCUGCAGAAGUACGGCAUCGAGAGUGGCGACACGCGCACGAUGUCGAUGACGAUCAUGAACCUGCUCGCGCGGAAGACCGCGGAUGAGAAGGGCACGUCGCGCAAGGCCGGCGAGAACUUCAGGGACGCGUUGCUGCAGGAGCUGCAGAUUG
Molecule: messenger RNA, 1429 nt
Organism: Prorocentrum cordatum
Lineage: Eukaryota; Dinophyceae; Prorocentrales; Prorocentraceae
Source: the annotation of a GenBank genome assembly